GCAAUUGAAAACAAAAAAAAAACGAAUUGGUCGAACUCGGAAACAAAUGGGCAAGUCAGGAAUUUGCGCCAAGAUUUUUCACUGAUCCGUAAUUGCUCCCCCUUCGCGCCUUCUGUCGCUGCCAUGGUAGCUCAGGUGGAAAGUCAAGCCGCCGCAGGCGGAGGCGGCCCUGCAUCUAUUUCAAUUGCUUCCCCAGCCGCCGCCGCCUGUCAGGACCAUGUAGAGAACACUAAGACUUUGAUUUGCGCCCUCAAUUUACUAUCUCGCAAUCUCCCCCUUCCUCAAGACGUUUUAGAUGCAGUCUCCUCCAUCUUUCUCGCCGGGGAGGAUGAGCCCGGUGAAGAUUGCGCUGUCCAGGGUGAUAGCGGCAUUGAGAAAGCGCCCAGCCCAAUUGGUUAUGGCAUGGCAACUUAUGGAGAACUGAUGGCAGAUUUUGAGGAUUCACUACUGAAAGAAAAAUUUAGCUGUACAUCAGGUUCUGCAUUGCAAAGAUCAAAGGAAUUUCGUUAUGAAAGCCACAUACGUAGUCGUUUGAGUGAACUAGAAGAUUUGCCAACAAGUAGAGGUGAGGACCUUCAGUCAAAGUGCUUGCUUGAACUCUAUGGAUUGAAGCUAGCAGAGUUGCAGCGCAAAGUUCGUUCUGAAGUGAGUUUAGAGUACUGGCUUCGAGUGCAUUGCUCAAAUCCCGAUGAGCAGCUAUUUGACUGGGGCAGGAUGCGAUUGCACCGUCCUAUAUAUGGAAUUGGAGAUGCUUUUGCUGUCGAAUCUGAUGAUCCUUUGAAGAAGAAACGUGAUGCUGAGAGGUUAUCGAGAAUAGAAGAAGAGGCAAGGAAUCGUGUGGAGACUAAGAAAAGGAAGUUCUUUUCGGACAUACUUAAUGCAACACGUGAACUCCAACAGCAUGUGCUUGCUGUUCAAAAGCGGCGAAAACAGAGAAAUGAUGGUAUCCAGGCAUGGCAUGCAAGACAAAGGCAACGAGCUACACGAGCUGAAAAAUUGAGGUUCCAGGCACUUAAAGCCGAUGAUCAAGAAGCAUACAUGAAAAUGGUUGAUGAGAGCAAGAAUGAACGGUUGAGAUUGCUUCUACAAAACACAAAUGAUCUCCUAGGCCGUUUGGGAGCAGCUGUUCAACGGCAAAAGGAUGCUGACCAUGAUGGUAUUGAACCGUUAGAAGGUUCGGGCUCUGAUUUACCAGAGUUGACAGCUUCAAAAACUGGAACUCCCGGGCAGUCAGCCCCUGUGGAGAAUGAAGAUGUUGUUGAUAAUGAGUCUCCUUGUGAUACAAAGACAAAUGAUUUACUUGAAGGACAACGAAAAUAUAAUUCGGCUGUGCAUUCAAUCCAGGAGAAGGUGACCGAGCAACCAGCCAUGCUACAGGGUGGAGAAUUAAGACCUUACCAGUUAGAAGGGCUUCAAUGGAUGUUGUCUCUGUUCAAUAACAAUCUAAAUGGAAUUUUAGCUGAUGAAAUGGGGCUGGGGAAGACAAUUCAAACUAUUUCUCUUAUUGCUCAUCUCAUGGAAAACAAGGGUGUGACUGGUCCGCACUUGAUUGUGGCCCCAAAAGCUGUACUGCCAAAUUGGAUCAAUGAAUUUCAAACAUGGGCACCAAGACCUUACCAGUUAGAAGGGCUUCAAUGGAUGUUGUCUCUGUUCAAUAACAAUCUAAAUGGAAUUUUAGCUGAUGAAAUGGGGCUGGGGAAGACAAUUCAAACUAUUUCUCUUAUUGCUCAUCUCAUGGAAAACAAGGGUGUGACUGGUCCGCACUUGAUUGUGGCCCCAAAAGCUGUACUGCCAAAUUGGAUCAAUGAAUUUCAAACAUGGGCACCAAGUAUUGUUGCUGUUCUUUAUGAUGGACGACUAGAUGAAAGGAAGGCAUUGAGAGAAGAGUACUCUGGAGAGGGGAAAUUUAAUGCUAUAAUAACCCAUUAUGAUCUUAUCAUGAGAGAUAAAUCAUUUUUGAAGAAAAUUCACUGGCACUACAUGAUUAUUGAUGAAGGGCAUAGGUUGAAAAAUCAUGAGUGUGCUCUUGCACGUACUGUUGCGGGCUAUCGAAUCCGGCGGAGACUUCUAUUGACUGGUACCCCAAUUCAAAAUAGCUUACAAGAACUAUGGUCACUUCUUAAUUUUCUCCUACCAAACAUAUUUAAUUCUGUGGAGAACUUCGAGGAUUGGUUUAAUGCACCCUUCUCGGAUAAAUGUGAUAUCACUCUAACAGAUGAAGAAGAGCUUUUGAUUAUUCGCCGCUUGCACCAUGUUAUUAGGCCAUUCAUAUUGCGAAGGAAGAAAGAUGAAGUGGAGAAGUUUCUUCCUGGGAAAACACAGGUUAUCCUGAAAUGCGACAUGUCAGCAUGGCAGAAAUUAUACUAUCGCCAAGUGACAGAUGAAGGGAGGGUCGGACUGGGUACUGGUAUGAAGAAAGAUGAAGUGGAGAAGUUUCUUCCUGGGAAAACACAGGUUAUCCUGAAAUGCGACAUGUCAGCAUGGCAGAAAUUAUACUAUCGCCAAGUGACAGAUGAAGGGAGGGUCGGACUGGGUACUGGAACUGGAAAAUCCAAAAGCUUGCAGAACUUGUCCAUGCAACUCAGGAAAUGUUGCAAUCACCCAUACCUUUUUGUGAAUCAGUAUAAUAUGUGGCAAAAGGAGGAGAUUGUAAGAGCAUCUGGGAAAAUUGAGCUUCUUGACCGGUUACUUCCCAAACUCCGUAAAGCUGGACAUAGGGUCCUCCUUUUCUCACAGAUGACCCGUCUCAUGGACAUUCUUGAAAUCUAUUUGCAGCUGAAUGAAUUCAAGUAUCUUAGACUUGAUGGUGGAACAAAGACAGAGGAAAGAGGUUCUUUGGUGAAGCAAUUCAAUGCCCCAGAUUCCCCGUACUUCAUGUUUCUCCUCAGUACUCGUGCUGGUGGACUCGGCCUGAAUUUACAGACAGCAGAUACUGUGAUAAUCUUUGACAGUGAUUGGAAUCCUCAAAUGGACCAACAGGCAGAAGAUCGAGCACAUCGAAUUGGGCAAAAGAAUGAAGUCAUGGUUUUUGUUUUAGUUAGUGUGGGAUCAAUCGAAGAGGUCAUCUUGGAGCGUGCAAAACAGAAGAUGGGUAUUGAUGCUAAAGUCAUCCAGGCAGGACUGUUCAAUACAACUUCCACUGCUCAAGACAGGAGAGAAAUGUUAGAAGAGAUCAUGCGUAGAGGCACAAGCACCCUGGGGACUGAUGUGCCAACGGAGAGAGAGAUCAACAAUCUUGCGGCACGGUCAAAGGAGGAAUUUUGGCUGUUUGAGAAGAUGGACGAAGAGAGAAGGCAAAAGGAGCGCUACCGAUCCCGUCUCAUGGAAGAUCACGAGGUUCCAGACUGGGCAUACGUCCGGGCCGAAUCCAACCAAGGAAAGGGAAAAGGGUUUCUAUACGACAGCGCGAAUCUAAAUGGGAAAAGAAAGAGAAAAGAGGUUGUGUAUGUCGACACACUGAGUGAUCUCCAAUGGAUGAAGGCUGUGGAGGAUGGAGAAGAAUUUCUGAAGCAGUCGGGAAAGAAGAGGCGUGCUGCUGCUGCAGAGGAUCCGUUGCCCAGCAAAACGCCACAUAAUCAAGAUCAGCAGGGGGUUGAUUCUUCUUCGUUGCCUCCCCCUCCUCCUCCAAAUAAAUGGAGCGACCAUCUCAGUAUUAGUUUUUCAAGAGGAGAGGAGAAAAUGAAGAAGGGACACGAUGAAACUGCUUUGCUGGUAAACGAGGAGGCACCAACAACAACCAGCGAAGGCGAAGAAGACACCAUUGGAACAACCCCACUAAAAGGAUAUAAUAAUAAUAAUAAUCAACCAGGAGCUGCUGCUGCUGCCCCACCAUCACAGAGGAAUGAGUAUACCGGCUUCACUGGUAAUUUGGAAGGACCGACAUGGAAGUCGCUCAAGAGGAGGCGAUCUAGCUUGCAAUAAUGAAAACCAUUCCCCCCCCCUCUUUCAACUUUGGCGUCCAAAGGUUGGUGGCUAUACUGAAGCAUAUUAGCAGUAGGCCAAAAUGAUAAGGCAGAUCUUGUUGAUUAAUGUCAUCACAAUCAAGUAACACAGCCUCUGGUAUUUGUAUCCUAGUUUAGUUUCUGUACGUAUGUUUGUGUGUACCAUUUUGCUCACAAAUAAACACUCCCUCAUCGCCCCUCUCCCUUUACUAACUAUUCUUUUUUUUUUCUAUUUCCAAAAUCUGUGUAAACUAUAGAAAACAUUUAGGUUU
This is a messenger RNA of Cuscuta campestris, 4213 nucleotides long. The record is from the annotation of a GenBank genome assembly. NCBI's taxonomy places the organism in Eukaryota, Viridiplantae, Streptophyta, Magnoliopsida, Solanales, Convolvulaceae.